Messenger RNA from Cucurbitaria berberidis CBS 394.84, 2840 nucleotides. RefSeq lists its product as uncharacterized. NCBI's taxonomy places the organism in Eukaryota, Fungi, Ascomycota, Dothideomycetes, Pleosporales, Cucurbitariaceae. The coding region runs from base 500 to 2452 and encodes 650 amino acids. The transcript has a single exon. The record is from RefSeq and is a predicted model, not a curated record.
GGUUGGAGCGAAGCAGACUCUCGAAUCACGUGCUCCCCGCGUAAUGGCAGUCCGUCGUCGCCUGCCCCUCAACACUUGCAUGUCCAUCACCAUCCACAUGGCCACAAGUCUUGCGAUGCCCUCAUACUGAUGAUUCUUCGCAUAUCCAACCCAGCACGCCUUCUCUCGGCUGAGACAGCUAUGGCGCAACUGGGUAGACGUGCGAGGCCUUUCGCGCUUCAUGUGUGUUGUAGUCGCUGCUCGAAGCGGCACAUGAAGCUGUCUGCGUUUCAGAAGGAUACAAGCGCACUACCUUGUGCCAACGGUUGACAUCUGUCCGGCCGCUCUUCGAACGCCUACUGGAUUUCUCUUUGUUAAUCCCUUAUCCAGCAUCAAGUAGCGGAAAGCUUCAAUUUUCCAGGUUAAUAUGCCCAAAGCGCCCGCGGCGCUUCGAGUCCCUUUGCUUCAGUCUCCAUUUCUGAGCUCUUGAGGGCGUUACUUUCUACGAGCUGUCGUCUGCAUGGCCUCUCCGCAAGAGUCGACUACAACGGUGAGCGGGAGACGGUGUACGCGCUCCCGGGCCCGAACAGCGGCCACAUCCACCCUCACGACAGUAGAGCCAUCAGUCAUUACUCCCACUGAGUUUACUACCUCCACAGCCGUGGAACAGGCACCGCAAGUACGAACGAGCGCUGCUGAACCGCCUCUGCCUCCUCCUCCUCCUCCUCCUCCUCCUCCUCCUCCGCCGCCGCCGCCGCCGUCGCCGCCGCCGUCACCGCCACCUUCCUCGACUGCGCCAGCACAGCAACCAGCCGUUGCGCCCACAACAGAAGCAACAGUUUCUUCCGCGAUAGGUACGAGUAGUCCGGUUCCUAUAUCAUCUCCGCGGAACAUACCGCUUGCAAACCUUGCGCCGUCCGGACCAACCGUAGAGCUGUCGCGCAGGCCAACGGCAGUGCCUUCGCAAGUCGUUGACGUCACUUCGACUUCUCCCACAGGCCCAGCAUCAACAAGCUCUGACACAUUGGCUCUAGCUGUUCCUACAUCGUCGCCCGUUGCAUCGUCGAUUGGACCGCCUUCCUUUACAGCUCCAGCUGCUUCAGCCGCCCCGUCGUCCGUCAACGCAGUUCCCGAGCAGUCUAGCCAAACAGAUGUAGAGCCGCUCCCAUCCUCUGUAGAUACAACAGCCCCGACACAACCACAACAGUCGACUUCUGCUGUGGUCCCCCUUCCAUCCGGAGGUUCGGCCGGCAUAAUUUCACCGGACAGCCCCGAUAACAAUGGUGCUCUCACUCUGCCCAACACCGGCGACGCAAACAUCGGCAGUAUUGUGGGAGGUGUCAUCGGUGGUGUCGUAGGUCUUGCCUUAAUCACUGGCUUGCUAUUCUUCUGUCUGCGGAAGCGGAAAACAAGAGCACCGAGAUGGAAUGAGAAGCGGCAGGCAGGACCAGCUUUCAUGGAAAAGAUGAAAGGCAUCCCGGCUGGACUUGGCGUCUUAUUCGCAAAAAUAAAAGGAAAGAAGUCUGGCCCGUUGGCGAACCCUUACCAGCGACAUAGUGGACAUACCAGUGUGAGCUCGGUGUACUCGACAGACGGCCGCGUUCGAUCGACCAGUGAACCGCAGGGAAUAAUGGCUGUGCAACGCGGAGGCUCCGUCAGAAGUACAUCAAGCAAGAAGAGCGAAAGGAACCUCCUUCGAAAGAAGCCAGGCAGCCUCUCGUCUGAUUAUCGCUUUCCUGGUUUCAUGGAAGCUGCGCCCUCGCAAAACAAAGGCGAUGUGAACCCUUUCACAGAUCCUGCACCACCAAGGAAUCUGCAGCUACUUAAUCCCGAUCCCAGAAGCGGCCCUAGUACACCGUUACCCGCAGCCACAUUAGAUCGCGCAUCCAAGGAUCCUUUUGCGUCGCUCCUCAACCAAAUUGAAUAUGCACCGAACUGGCUGGGAGGUGCAAAUUCCACCCCAGGCCAUACGCGCACUCAAAGUUCAGCUUCAGCCUUGCGCCCACAUCCUCCCUCAUCUAUAUACCCACCCGGUGACGAUCCUUUUGCAGAUCCUUCAAGCAUCCCGCCCAAGCCUGCUCAGGCUGUACUACCAGAUCAGAAACGGCGGUCUUCCAUGGCAUAUCCAGUUUUCGACGCAACCUCGAGCGGCGCAUCUCGCGACUCCCAUUUCACCUUCUUCGGCGAGCCUGGUCCGAGUCGACCCGGCACCAACAUGUUCACACCAGGGCUUCCUACUGGCCGUACAGUCCGGCAGUCUGACCCCUUCGACCUUGAUCGCCCUGAAGUCUUGGGCUUCGGCAGUGUACUGGGUCGCAGGGAAGUGCAAGCGAGCGUUACGAGGCAGGCAACGAGGAGUAAGCGAACGAGCAGCGUUGGCAACUGGAUCAACGUGGCAGAUGGUCCCUUUGGGCCAUAUGAAAGAGAUAGCGCGAAGCCAGUGCCGUUGUGGAGUGCUGGCAUUAGGAGGUAACGAUGAUGAUGUAUGUUACGACCACUCAAACUUCGUGCAAGUUGCUGCCCCUGAGCGCACAAGUCGCGACAUGAGAUGAUACAUGCGCAAGUUGCUUUGAGCACAAGACGCAAGCUUAAUGAGGAUAACUAUGGCGUUAAUGAGGUCACUGAUGGCAGGAAGCAUUCCAAUGGUCCAUCGAAUGGCGUACAGGAAAUCAUGUGUCGUCGGCCACGUAACUUUUCUAUUUGUUUUCUAUCGUGGCCACCUGGCAUGCAUCUGUAGCAUAUUCUCCACACUAUUGUACUAGCAUUAGAAUACCCCCGAUCAGACGAUCUCUCGUUUCAGUUUCAGAACCAAUAUAUCUCUAGCACGCUACUUUGAACACCCUCCAAUAGAUUAGAUGACA